AUCACCGACACCCCUGACCAUCCCUUCCGACCUGAUUCUGGCCCGAUUUUUGGCAACAAAGCGCACCCGCAAAGGACCGCGCUCACUUUGGCGUGUCCUGCACUGCAUAGGCCUAUAUACCUUGCAUUCUCCCUGGGACUUUGCCGAUUGUUACGAUAACAUUUAAUAUGUCCCUCCACGGCGCCGGCAUGCCCGGUGCGGCGUCAGACGAUGCUGGCGCCCGCUUUAGCAAACCGCUUCCCUCGACCGCCACACCGGAUCGACCAAUAGCCGGAUUCAAUGCUCUGUCUGCGCCUUCUACCACCGCCAUGAGAGCUUCCUCUGAACAAUUCCUGCACCACGGCCCUUCCUCGUCCAGAGCCUCUUCGGCCUCCCGGCAGGCGCGCUCGUCAGCGGCCCACAGCGGCACCGAAGGACCCGGGAGGGCGUCUGACGGGUUGGACGCGCUCGACAAACAGAGAGAGCGUCUCUAUGGAAGCCCGCGCAGGAAGCGGCAGAGGAUAGAUGCCGACAGAUUCAUUCCCGCGCGGUCUGGCCGCGAUUUGCAGUCUGGAUACCAGUUGAUCCCGCCACCGCCGCGACCAGCCCCAGAGAGGGGUCGACCGAGAAGCCCACCGAGGGGAUAUCGCUCGCAAAAGAGCGAGGAGGCCGAUCAGACCUUCAGGGAGCUGCUGCGCACUGAGCUUUUUGAGGACACCGUACCGCAGACCUCGCCGAGAUGGACGCCGGAACACGAGCGGAUGCGCACGCCUCCCAGAGGCCCAGAUCCGGCGCUUCCGACGUCCUUGACCCCCUCAACUCCCCAGAAGAACCUGUUUUCGUACGUUUCCCCGCGCCACCAACACCUCGUCGGCCUCUCGACGCCCAGGAAGACGCCUCAGAGAGCACACAGCUUGCUGCCGGAUCCGCGCUUGGACACGUACAGCACGACGCCGAUAACCUACAACAGUCAGCAGAUGCUGCUCGCCCCGCGGCGCCAGCACAGGACAGUUAGCAAAGUACCGUUCAAGGUCCUAGAUGCGCCGAAUCUUGCCGAAGAUUUCUAUCUUAACUUGAUGGAUUGGGGCAGCUCGGAUGUUCUAGCCGUCGGUCUCGGUUCGGGCGUCUUCAUGUACAACGCGCAAAACGGGAAGGUCGCCAAGUUGUGCACGCUCGAGGAUGAUAAGGUCACCAGCGUCUCCUGGAUUCAAAAGGGAACCCAUAUUGCCAUCGGCACUAAGAAGGGCCUGGUGCAGAUAUGGGACGCUCAAAAAUUCAAGAGGAUGCGGACGAUGACAGGCCACACUGCGCGCGUUGGCUCGCUGGCGUGGAAUGCCCACAUCCUGUCCACCGGCUCGCGGGAUCGAACCAUCCUGCACCGCGACGUCCGGGCUCCGGAUCAGUGGGUGAAGCAAUUAAUCGGGCACAAACAGGAAGUUUGCGGCCUGAAAUGGAACUGCCAGGACGGCCAGCUGGCCAGCGGAUCAAACGACAACACGGUCCUGGUCUGGGACAAGCUCCAGGACCACAAGCCGCUCUGGACCUUCACCGAGCACAUUGCCGCCGUUAAGGCCCUUGCCUGGUCUCCUCAUCAGCGUGGCCUGUUGGCUUCGGGCGGCGGCACCGCCGACCGCCGUAUCAUUUUCCACGACACGGUCCGCGGCAACGUCCGCAACGACGUCGACACGGGUAGCCAAGUCUGCAACCUCAUGUGGUCCAAAAACUCAAACGAACUCGUCUCGACGCACGGGUACAUACAAAACAACCUAGUCAUCUGGAAGUACCCCUCCAUGUCGCGCGUCGCCAGCUUGACCGGCCACACCUACCGCGUGCUCUACCUGGCCAUGAGCCCCGACGGGACCCAGGUCGUCACCGGCGCGGGCGACGAGACCCUGCGCUUCUGGGAGGUCUUCAAACCGAAGCAGCCCGUCAGGCUGCUGGGCGGGAGCAUAGACCUUCCCGUCAUCCGCUAGAGAUGGGGCGGCCACUUCGCCGCGGAUUGUGGCGGUUGCCU
Messenger RNA from Thermothielavioides terrestris NRRL 8126, 1993 nucleotides. RefSeq lists its product as uncharacterized. Lineage: Eukaryota; Fungi; Ascomycota; Sordariomycetes; Sordariales; Chaetomiaceae. Gene Ontology annotation, molecular function: ubiquitin ligase activator activity; anaphase-promoting complex binding; protein binding. The record is from RefSeq and is a predicted model, not a curated record. Bases 168 to 1952 code for a protein of 594 amino acids. Gene Ontology annotation, biological process: anaphase-promoting complex-dependent catabolic process; positive regulation of anaphase-promoting complex-dependent catabolic process; positive regulation of ubiquitin protein ligase activity. The transcript has 3 exons. Gene Ontology annotation, cellular component: anaphase-promoting complex.